AUGUCACAAAGUCGUACAACCUCCCGAUUAAGUACCGAGGCCUCAAAAACCAGUAAACAAACAAGAAAAUACUUUAUUUCACAACAAGGAAGUUCCAAACAAGGAAAAUCAGAUGCCUACAAAAUGUUCAUCAAUUAUGGUCACGACUGUACCCUCGAAGAUAUAGCAGAUAAUUACGACUGGGAUUAUGCUCCAGGUCUUUCAAUCCGAGCUAAAAUAAAAAGAUGGUGGGCUCGGAUGAGGGUCGUAUCAGAGACCAGUAAAUUUUAUACACAUCAUUUAAGAAGUUUUGGAGCCAUUUCGGCGGAGAGGAAAAGACACCUGAAGCAAUAUCCUCAUGCAAUUCAUCCAUUUAGUAUAGGAAGGAUAAUCUGGGCUGUAAUUAUGACCUUCGUGAUAUUGAUUCAAUUUACAGUCACACCAUUUUUGUACCUAUUCUUCGAUUUUAGAAAAAAAUAUUAUUCAUUUCCACUUGUAUUUAACAUAUUUAGAUUAAUAUUUGAUACAAUUUUAAUAUUCAACGUGAUAAUCAACUGUCUAACAGGAUACUACGAUGAACCAAUGCAAAAAGUUAUAUUGGAUUGUAAAUCUACUUUGAGGUAUUAUUUAAAAACAAAUAUGGUUCCAGAUAUUUUAUCAGCUUUACCUACCUACCUUGAUAUUUUUAUAAAGUUAUAUGUUGGAAAUAUGGCGAUUCUUAUGUGGAUGACAAUGUUCAGAUUUUUGUUGGUCCGAUCUUUUAAUGUUUAUUCUAAAAUUGUAGCAAAUUAUUUUCAUAUAAACCAUUUUAAUUAUAUGACAACAAUGGUUAUUGUAAAUACUGUGCUGUUUUGGCAUGUUAUGUGUUGUGUCGUCGAAUUUAUAAGAGCAAAUAUUAUAUUUAUUAAGAGAUAUGACGCUUUUUUUGAUAUGUCCGCUGAAGGAUACUUGAUUCCCGAUUGUAUUUGGAUAAAAUAUAUAAAUGCCCUGCAUCAUAAGUCUUUAUUGCUUUAUAAUGCCGGAUAUGGUAAAUCGAUACCAAAAACCGAAUUAGAAAUUAUUCUGAUUUAUGUAGUCUGGUAUGGAUCAAGCCUUUUCUGCAUCUAUAUUUUAGGGGUAUUCUUGGGCUAA
Molecule: messenger RNA, 1110 nt
Organism: Psylliodes chrysocephalus
Lineage: Eukaryota; Metazoa; Arthropoda; Insecta; Coleoptera; Chrysomelidae
Source: the annotation of a GenBank genome assembly